AUGGCCGCUGAUGCCCUGACGGCCGCAGGGACAUGUAUGUUCGACGAUGCAGUGAUGGCUGCGAAGCUGCCUGACGCAGUCGUUCAGCGCUUCAACGAGUGCUUGAUCACAGGCGCUCCUACAACAGAGGAGGACCAGAAGGUCAUCUCGGAAGCGAUCUUCGAGUGGGCCCGGGAGAGAGGGGCAAUAGACUUUGCCCACUGGUUCUUCCCUCUUCGCGGCGGUGGCGGUGCCGUCGGCGGAAUGUUAGGUGCCUUCAAGAAGGACACUCUGAUGGACCUGGAGUUCGGCUCCCAGUUCACGACGAAGCCGAUGAAGGCUUGCCUGCCUCAUGAACGUCUCUUCCAAGGAGAGACGGAUGGCUCCUCCUUUCCCAAUGGCGGCCUGCGUGUCACACACUCCGCAGCUGCCUUCACUACUUGGGAUAGAUCAUCCCCACCUUUUGUGAUGGAUUGCUGUCUGUAUAUGCCAUGCGCUUUCAUUACCCACUUCGGGAAGUGCAUCGAUGAGAAGACGCCACUGCUGCGGUCGAUGGAUGCCGUCAAGACCCACGGCCUUCGCUUGCUGCAGGCUAUCGGCAUAGGCAAGGAUGCUCAGACAAUGCACAGCUACCUGGGAUGGGAGCAGGAGUUCUUCGUGCUGAGCGCCGCCCACUACAAGGCACGCCCCGACUUGGUGAACACCGGGCGCACGCUCUUCGGCAAGCUGCCCACCCGCCACCAGCAGGGAGACUUGAAUUACUUCCAGGCGAUCCCCGGCAAGGUACAGGAGCUUCUCGAUGUUGUGCAGGCCGAGAUGUUGAAGAUCGGUUGCCCCAUGGCCGUGAAGCACAACGAGGUGGCACCUGGACAACACGAGAUGUCCCCCGUCUUCCGUGCUGCGAACGUGUCUUGCGACAGCAACGUCUGCUUCAUGGAGGUCAUGAACCGGGAAGCCGCGAAGCUCGGCCUCCAGGUUCUUUUCCACGAGAAGCCCUUUGCUGGCAUCAACGGCAGCGGCAAGCACGCCAACUGGUCAAUCGGAACUGACACCGGCUUGAAUUUCUUCUAUCCGGGAAAGAACGAAGAUGGGGCCAAGCUGUACGUGACUGCCAUUGCCUGCUUGGCAUAUGGGUUGGCGCAGUACAACGAGAUGGUGCGGUGCACCGUGGCCAGCGCUGGCAAUGACCACCGCUUGGGAGCGCAAGAAGCGCCCCCGGCCAUCAUCUCUCUGUACCCGGGCCAGGGCUUCGAGUCCUUCGUGGAUUCCGUGGUCAGCGGGGGCGAUCUUCUGGGAUACAAGGCCGAGAAGAAGAAGCAGGAGACGGGCUGCAGCUCUGCCAUGCACAUCGAAGCCAACGUCGAAGACCGCAACCGAACAGCCCCGUUCCCGUUCUGCGGCAACCGCUUUGAGUUCCGUGCGGUGGGCUCUUCCCAAAACUGCUGCCUUCCGAUCAUGGUCUGCAACGCGGUCAUGUCUGCUGGAAUGUCGCACAUGGCUUCCCUCAUCGAGGGCGGCAUGAGCCAUCGUGAUGCCGUGGCUCAAGUGUUUAAGGAGAACAAGCAUGUGAUCUUCACCGGCAACGGCUUGCCGAACUUGAACACCACGCCCAAGGCCAUUGCCACGUGGAGCUCCGAGAAGAACACCAAGCUUCUCGAGACGCUGAAGAUCUACACCAAGGAGGAGACAGAGGCACGACAGGAAGUGAUGUACGAGAACUACAUUUCCUGCAUUUGCCGCGGUCUCAGGAGCUGCGAGGUGGAAACCAUGAUCCAGAUGGUCGAGACCGGCUUUCUGCCUGCGUGCGCCAAGGACCUGGACAAGUACAAGGGCGUGGACAAGCUGACUGGUAGCAGGAAGACAGUCUACGAGAACGUUGUGGACCAGGUCGAGAAGUUGCAGGCUGUCUACAAGGCCAAGCCCCACACCUCCCUCGCGGAGGAGGCCACCUACCUCUGCGACACCGUUAAGGCGCAGAUGGUGGCUCUGCGAGCGGCUGUGGACAAGGCAGAGACCAUGAUCGAAGCUAGCUUGUAUCCGUUCCCAACGUAUGAGCAAAUGAUCUACUCUCACCAUUUCUGA
Molecule: messenger RNA, 2061 nt
Organism: Symbiodinium sp. CCMP2456
Lineage: Eukaryota; Dinophyceae; Suessiales; Symbiodiniaceae
Source: the annotation of a GenBank genome assembly